AUAGUAUAUAUAUAAGAAGAAAAAUGAAUUUUAUAUUCUAGGUUUGCGCUAAAUUCCCUUGAUUUCAAAGUUCACCUGAAACCUGAACUUUGGCUGUUUCAGUCGGUGUGAUCGCGUUAAUAAAAGGCCUUGAAACCGCCAUGUUAUUUCAUUUGUUCACAUUGUUCCUGGCCGCAUCGAGCUGCGCUGGACAGAUCCUGUACGAUGAAUACAUCUACACUCCAGCGGCCCCCACCCUGCAACACGUCUCUGUUUUGUUCCGGCACGGCGCUCGUUCCCCCAUCUCGACUUACGCCCUGGACCCCAACAGUCACCCCGAUGUCUGGCCACAGGGCCUUGGUCGGCUAACUCGGGAAGGACUGAAGCAGGUGUACCAGCUAGGACGAUGGUUACGUGAGCGUUACAGCGCAGUUUUGUCGGUCGCGUGGCGCUACAAUCAAGUGGUCGUCAGGAGCUCGGCUGAAGACCGUGAGCUGAACUCGGCCGCAGCUCUGUCGGCAGGCCUCUACAGCGAGUAUUUCUUGCGUAGUCCGAACGAGCGAUUCGAUGAGGAGAUGCCCUGGUCUCCCGUACCCGUACACAGCGCCCCACCUAAAAUGGACAUGGAAAUAGAUACUGCGGAUUCAUGCACGAGACUCCAACAAAUCGAAGCUGAACUGCACCAAGAUGCCAGCGUGGUGAAGUUCCUGCAAUCAAUCAACUCGACACGCAGCAUCCUCGCCGCGAAGCUCAACCAGUCCUUCGACACUGUCCAAUCGUUAUCGUUUCUUUACGAUACCUUCAGAGUCGAGUUAUCGUUUCUUUACGAUACCUUCAAAGUCGAGAAAGAGAACAACCUAACUCUGGCAGACUGGGCCGAGCCUCUCAUGCCGACGCUGGACCUUGCCAGACGCCGCGACUUCCAGUUCCUGGCGGUGACUCACGAGCAGAAAGUUCUUAGCGCUGGACCGCUGCUACAAAAGAUCGUCAACAACAUGUUAUUGAAGCACGACAUCGGGCUGAAUGCUGUGAACAUGUCGUUGUUUGCGGUACACGACACGAACUUAGCCGUGCAGCUCAUCACCAUUGACAACUACGACAACAGAGUGCCUGAUUACGCCACAGCUCUGCUCUACGAACUUCAUCGCCAUGAGAAAAAUGGCACCUACUUCGUUAAGAUGUAUUACCACAACAACACAUACGCCCAGAGCCCCAUGAGGGAGCUCAAGUUGACGACCUGCGACACUGAGUGUCUCUUGGACGACUUCAUCUACCACGUGAGCGAGUUCAUGCCAAAAGACCUCACCGAACAGUGCCAGAUAUUGACUCCUCCACCCCAGCCGAGCUUCCUCGAUACCAACAGGACGGCGGUCAUCUUGAUCGCGCCUUUCUUCGCCAUCUUCGUCAGCGCAAUAAUAUUCGCUAUCGCAAGCAAGAUCAGAAAGUGUUGCUGUCUGAGAAAUUAUGAGUUGUUCUAGCUUCAUUUGUCUCUCAGUUGUUGAUAGUUUUGGAGUAUUAUUUGAAAUAUAUCCCAACUUUCACACACGAGUCUGUGCUUUGCUUCCAAUUUUUUUAAUUAAGGAUAUGUCGAACGUGUGUAUGAGCUUGGAUGAUACAAAUGACAUUUCGUUGACUUUUGCUCAAACAAAAAUGGGAGACCCCACUUACCAUAAAAAUUUUGAAAUUAUUGUGCAGUUUUACAUGAGCGAUGUCCUCAGGGUUUAUCAAAGAGAAAACUUGGAAUAAGUCAACCUGUGUUAGAAAUUACGCGCGGUUUCUAAACGGCGAAGAGUUACAUAUGCUAGCAAAUCCUGGUAGAUCGUGCUGUUCUUCAAGUAAGUUAUUGGUUCGGUGUGAGGUGCACUAGCUAUUGUUUUAAUCAUGAUCAGAACGAAAAUAAUUAUGUGAGUAAAAGUUGUUUAAUUCAAGUUAUAAUUUUACACAGCAGUAAGCUGGGACAUCGCGAUAUCUGAUUCACCACUAAAUUUUCUGCCAUGCAGAUUAAAUUGCUGUGACAAGUAACGAUUCUUUGAAGUAAUAUGAUCUUUGAAGUAAUAUAUAGUAAUUAAUUCUAUUUGAAGGCUAAAUAGCUUCUAAAACUAGAGAUCGUACCUAGAAAAAAGUAAUCAACUUAUUCCUAAUUCUUGGUUGGAUUUGACGAUAAUAACGUCGUGGCAUGGACGAGACUAACAACGAUUGAGCAUUUAAUCAAUCUUUUAGUAUUUAUUGAAAAUAAAAUUGACUAAACCGCUGGAGCAAGAUGGAGCUAAACCGCUGUCCAUGGAAAGGGCAAUCGAGCUGCGCCACCCCUUCUUCCACACGACCUAUCA
Hyalella azteca is the source of this 2309-nucleotide messenger RNA. RefSeq names its product prostatic acid phosphatase-like. Gene Ontology annotation, molecular function: phosphatase activity. Gene Ontology annotation, biological process: dephosphorylation. The transcript is spliced from 8 exons. Bases 141 to 1457 code for a protein of 438 amino acids. NCBI's taxonomy places the organism in Eukaryota, Metazoa, Arthropoda, Malacostraca, Amphipoda, Hyalellidae. The record is from RefSeq and is a predicted model, not a curated record.